CCCCCUAAACCUCUCUCACACACACACACACACACACAACAAACUUUCACUGAAGUCGCUAGUGAGCUGGUGUGUCAUGCUCAGGCCACAUUGGAGUGAGAAGACGUGGACCCCCCAUGAUGUUGCGGAUAAUAUCGAUGACGAUGCUAACGAUGAUGACAGUCAUUGCAGCGGCGGUGGCGAACAACAAAGACUGGACGCCUGCAAGUUCCUCGAAGCGAGCCGUCUGCACGUUUUACCGCUUGUCCGUGGGAGCCAGCGUCAUUCCCAGGAACAUUUCCUCCGACACGGAAUAUGUAGAGAUGACGAUGACCAACAUCCCAGUCAUCCCUCGUGGUGCGUUCACUGACCUGCGCCAGCUCCGGACACUCGUCGUCCUCCUCAACAAAGAUCUGACGACCAUCGCUCCCUCGGCUUUCGCCGGCCACCCCCUGCUGGAGAAAAUCACCAUCUCAGCAAACGAAGCGCUGAAGUCCAUUGGAGCGUUCGCCUUCUCCAACCUCCCCGAACUCCGAGAGAUAACCAUCACGUUGUCCAAACAUCUGAGGCACAUUGACGGGGACGCGUUCAAGAACCUCCCAAACCUGCAACGCCUGUUUAUAUCCAACACGGGACUUACCACGUUCCCCGACUUCUCCAAGAUCCACUCGGCCGCCGACUGCACGAUGUUUGACAUCCACGACAACAUCCACAUACAGGAAGUGCCCGCCAACGCCUUCAACGGCCUUUGUAGGGGUACCAUUAGGAAAAUACGUCUCACCACAAAUGGCAUCAAGAAGGUGGCGAAAGACGCCUUCAACGGCACCAAUCUGCACAGCCUGUCUCUGAGAGGCAACAGACAACUUGCCUACAUCCACCCCAACGCCUUUGAGGGUUCCAGCGACUUAGUGAUGAUCGACGUCUCCCACACGGCGCUCGACACCCUGCCAGUCGCCAUCCUGGGCCGACUCCAGUGGCUGACGGCGGAGUCGGCGUUCCGCCUGAAGGAGCUCCCCCCCCCGCGCUUGUACGGCAAGCUGCUCCACGCCCGGGUCACGUACCCGUCGCACUGCUGCGUCCUCCUCGGCCUGUACAAGAACAAUUCCGUGUGGCAUCCCCUGUGCUCCCACCCCAAAGCACGGGAAGAUGCCGCCUUCUUCCAAGCCCACUGCGUCAACAUCAGCACCAACUGCACCCCCUUGCCGGACGCCUUCAACCUCUGCGGGGACAUCAUGGACACCGUGCCGCUGAGGGCCCUCAUCUGGAUCGUCUCUGUCCUCACGCUGCUGGGGAACAUGGCCGUGCUCCUGGUUCUGUUAGGCAGCCGCUCCAAACUGACGGUGCCGCGCUUCCUCAUGUGCCACCUGGCGUUCGCUGACCUCUGCAUGGGAGUCUACCUGGUCGUCAUAGCGACGGUGGACACGGCCACACGGGGCCACUUCUACAACCACGCCAUCUACUGGCAGACGGGCCCCGGCUGCGGCGCCGCCGGCUUCUUCACCGUGUUCGCCAGCGAGCUGUCUGUGUUCACGUUGACGGUCAUCACGCUGGAGCGCUGGCACACCAUCACGCACGCCCUGCGACCCGACCGCAAGUUGCGCCUGAGGCACGCCUGCGGGGUCAUGGCGGCCGGCUGGAUCUUCUCCCUCCUGGCAGCGCUGCUUCCCACCAUGGGGGUCAGCAGCUACAGUAAGGUGAGCAUCUGCCUCCCCAUGGACGUGGAGUCGGCGGCAUCUCAGGUGUACGUGGUGUCGCUGCUCCUCCUCAACAUCCUGGCCUUCGCCUGCGUGUGCGGCUGCUACCUCAGCAUCUACCUGACCAUGCGCAACCCGUCGGCGGCGCCUGCCCACGCCGACGCCAACGUGGCCCAGCGCAUGGCGGUGCUGGUCUUCACCGACUUCCUCUGCAUGGCGCCCAUCUCCUUCUUCGCCGUGUCGGCGGCGCUCAAGCUGCCGCUCAUCACCGUGUCGGACGCCAAGCUGCUGCUGGUCAUCUUCUACCCCAUCAACUCCUGCUCCAACCCCUUCCUCUACGCCUUCUUCACGCGCAGCUUCCGCCGCGACUUCUUCCUGCUGGCGGCCCGCUUCGGCCUCUUCAAGACGCGGGCGCACAUCUACCGCACGGAGAGCACAUCCUGCCAGCCGCCGGCGUGGACGUCCCCCAAGAGCAGCCCCGUCAACAACGGCAGGGAGCAGGAGAGCUGACACGUGGACCCGCCCGCCUUCGCUUUGUCGGUGUAUCUGAACCUGGCCAGCAAACAUAGAUCAAUGCUGUCCCAACCUGUGAGUUACAUAACCCCUUUAAAGGCCUACUGAAAGCCACUACUAGCGACCACACAGUCUGAUAGUUUAUAUAUCAAUGAUGAAAUAUUAACAUUGCAACACAUGCCAAUACAGCCUUUUUAGUUUACUAAAUUGCAAUUUUUAAUUCAAUAUAUAUUUAAUAUUAAUUAACAUAAUUACACAGUAUUCUGGACAUCUGUGUUACUGAAUCUUUUGCAAUUUGUUCAAUCAAUAAUGGAGACGUCAAAGAAGAAAGAUGUAAGUGGGAAGCGACCGAUUAUAGCGGACAUUUUGAUCCAGCACCGACCCCAGCUAUAGGUCGUCUGCUUUAAUCGCAUAUUUACACAGUAUUCCGGACAUCUGUGUUGCUUAAUCUUUUGCAAUCUGUUCAAUUAAUAAUGGAGACGUCAAAGAAGAAAGAUGUAGGUGGGAAGCGACGGAUUGUAGCAGACAUUUUUAACCAGCACCGAUCCCAGCUAUAAGUCGCCUGCUUUAAUCCCCUAAUUACACAGUAUUCUGGACAUCUGUGUUGCUGAAUCUUUUGCAAUUUGUUCAAUUAAUAAUGGAGACGUCAAAGAAGAAAGAUGUAGGUGGGAAGCGACGGAUUGUAGCGGACAAUUUGAUCCAGCACCGAUCCCAGCUAUAAGUCGCCUGCUUUAAUCGCAUAAUUACACAGUAUUCUGGACAUCUGUGUUGCUGAAUCUUUUGUAAUUUGUUCAAUUAAUAAUGGACACCUCAAAGAAGAAAGAUGUAGGUGGGAAGCGACGGAUUGUAGCGGACAAUUUUUAACCAUCACCGGCCCCAGCUAUAAGUCGCCUGCUUUAAUAGCAUAAUUACACAGUAUUCCGGACAUCUGUGUUGCUGAAUCUUUUGCAAUUUGUUCAAUUAAUAAUAGAGACGUCAAAGAAGAAAGAUGUAGGUGGGAAGCGACGGAUUGUAGCGGACAUUUUGAUCCAGCACCGAUCCCAGCUAUAAGUCGCCUGCUUUAAUCCCCUAAUUACACAGUAUUCUGGACAUCUGUGUUGCUGAAUAUUUUGCAAUUUGUUCAAUUAAUAAUGGAGACGUCAAAGAAGAAAGAUGUAGGUGGGAAGCGACAAAUUGUAGUGGACAUUUUGAUCCAGCACCGAUCCCAGCUAUAAGUCGUCUGCUUUAAUCGUAUUAUUACACAGUAUUCUGGACAUCUGUGUUGCUGAAUCUUUUGCAAUUUGUUCAAUUAAUAAUGGAGACGUCAAAGAAGAAAGAUGUAGGUGGGAAGCGACGGAUUGUAGCGGACAUUUUGAUCCAGCACCGAUCCCAGCUAUAAGUCGCCUGCUUUAAUCCCCUAAUUACACAGUAUUCUGGACAUCUGUGUUGCUGAAUAUUUUGCAAUUUGUUCAAUUAAUAAUGGAGACGUCAAAGAAGAAAGAUGUAGGUGGGAAGCGACAAAUUGUAGUGGACAUUUUGAUCCAGCACCGAUCCCAGCUAUAAGUCGUCUGCUUUAAUCGUAUUAUUACACAGUAUUCUGGACAUCUGUGUUGCUGAAUCUUUUGCAAUGUGUUCAAUUAAUAACGGAGACGUCAAAGAAGAAAGAUGUAGGUGGGAAGCGACGGAUUGUAGCGGACAUUUUGAUCCAGCACCGAUCCCAGCUAUAAGUCGUCUGCUUUAAUCGCAUAAUUACACAGUAUUCUGGACAUCUGUGUUGCUGAAUAUUUUGCAAUUUGUUCAAUUAAUAAUGGACACCUCAAAGAAGAAUGAUGUAAGUGGAAAGCGACGGAUUGUAGCGGACAUUUUGAUCCAGCACCGAUCCCAGCUAUAAGUCGUCUGCUUUAAUCGCAUUAUUACACAGUAUUCCGGACAUCUGUGUUACUGAAUCUUUUGUAAUUUGUUCAAUUA
Nerophis ophidion (straightnose pipefish) is the source of this 4133-nucleotide messenger RNA. Its product is annotated as lutropin-choriogonadotropic hormone receptor-like. NCBI's taxonomy places the organism in Eukaryota, Metazoa, Chordata, Actinopteri, Syngnathiformes, Syngnathidae. The coding region runs from base 117 to 2183 and encodes 688 amino acids. The transcript has 14 exons. Gene Ontology annotation, cellular component: membrane. Gene Ontology annotation, biological process: G protein-coupled receptor signaling pathway. Gene Ontology annotation, molecular function: protein binding; luteinizing hormone receptor activity. The record is from RefSeq and is a predicted model, not a curated record.